This is a messenger RNA of Diorhabda sublineata, 8673 nucleotides long. RefSeq names its product SH3 domain-binding protein 1-like. Bases 289 to 2727 code for a protein of 812 amino acids. Gene Ontology annotation, molecular function: GTPase activator activity; protein binding. Gene Ontology annotation, cellular component: cytoplasm; intracellular anatomical structure. The transcript is spliced from 10 exons. Gene Ontology annotation, biological process: signal transduction; regulation of actin cytoskeleton organization; regulation of Rac protein signal transduction. The record is from RefSeq and is a predicted model, not a curated record. NCBI's taxonomy places the organism in Eukaryota, Metazoa, Arthropoda, Insecta, Coleoptera, Chrysomelidae.
AAGUUGAAUGCGUGAUCUUGUGUGAGUUUCGUGAACUGCUGUAUUUACUUGUUUCUAUUUUUCAAUUCUUAUCUUUUUAAUAUUUCCGAGAUUUCAAUGAGACGUUGUUGAUGAUCAGUAGCAAUAAUAAUAGUACAGUUUAAGACAAGUACUGUGUCUAGUUUAAUAAAUACUAGUUUUAUACGCGCUGCUGCCUUUCGAACAAAUAACCUUAUAUUCUUUGAACAUAUCAGCACUUUUCUUCAAUAACAUUUGAUAUAGAAUGAUCUGAACAGAUAAAUUUUUAAUAUGAAGAAGCAGUUUUUUCGAGUUAAGCAAUUAGCUGACCAAACAUUCCUCAAAGCCGAAAAAAGUGAAAUCUUCAACCAUGAAGAAUUACAAAUUGCCGAUCAGAAAGUGGAGUUUCUGCGGGGUGCACUCAGUGCAAUUACAAAAAAGAUUGCUCCUAAUGGUCCCACCAUAGACAUUGAAAAGCUUUUAAAAAAGACUGUCGAGUACCAACUAGGGACAACUUUUAUGGAAGAAUCUAAACUUUCUCGAGAAUGUCCAUUAUUUCAAAUCAUUUUAAGAGAAUGUGGACAGGUCGAACAACAAUUAGCAAGAGAAUAUGCUGAUCAUGAACUAAAAGUUGAAGAGUUAGUUUAUGCACCUCUACAGAAUGUAUUAGAAAACGAUUUCCCCAAUAUUCUCAAGCACAAACAUAAUUUAAGAAAAUACUGUUUGGAUAAAGACUCUGCUAGUAAUAGAUAUCAGGCAUCUGGUAAAGAGACUUUAAGGGAGGACAUGGAAGAAGCAGACACUAAAGUGGAACAAAGUCGUGAUGCAUUAGCAAGUGAAAUGUUUAGUGUACUGGCAAAGGAAAAUGAAAUUUCGGAAUAUAUCUUACAGUUAUUAAAAGUACAGAGGAGUUAUCAUGAAAGUGCCCUCAAGAAUUUACAGGCUUUGAUUCCUCAACUAGAAAAAAGAAUAGGUGAUAGCCCUGUGAGAAGAGUAUUUGGUACAUCUUUGAAAGAACACCUGCGCAUUACUAAUAAACGAUUAGCAUACCCAUUAGAAAUUUGCAUCUCUGCUCUUACUGAAUACGGUAUGUCUGAAGAGGGAUUAUUUAGGGUUGCAGCCAGCACAUCAAAAGUAAAAAGACUGAAGGCUUCUAUAGAUUCAGGAUGUUUUUCCGUCCUCAUACCAGAAUACAGGGACGUUCAUAUUUUAGCUAGUUUGCUGAAGUUAUAUUUGAGAGAAUUACCUGAACCUUUGUUGACCUAUCAUCUGCACAAAGAAUGGUUGGACGCUGUACAGGUACCAGAAAUUUAUCGUUUAGAAGUAGUAAAAGAGAUAGUAGCGAAACUACCACAAGAAAACAAAGACAAUCUAGCAUACUUAUUUCAAUUCUUGUCGAAAUUGGCGAAACAUCCAGAAAAUAAAAUGACAGCUUCGAAUAUAGCAAUAGUUUUGUCUCCAAAUUUACUUUGGAACAAACAUGAAAAUUUAAAUGUUAAUAUUGGCAAUUGUGUUACUGUCAAUAUUCUAGUCGAACUUUUGAUUAAAGAAAGUGAUCAGCUAUUUCCUGAUGACGCCAGUAAAUAUGUUAGUUUGAUGGAAAUAUUUCAAGAAGAAGACAAUAAUUUUAAGGCUAGUAAUUCUAAUUUGGAUAGCAGUUGGAUGGACAGCCCGAAACCAAAUCAGAGAAAGAAAAAGUCUGCACCUGUCCCUCCGAUUGCCAACAGUAAAACUGUAGAUGGUUCCUCCAAAUUGAUACCAGCUUCGCCAAAAAAUAUUUCAAAACAUGAAGAUGUACACAUAUCUGCACCACAAUUAAACUCAGCACCACCGACACAAGUUACAAAAACGGAAGAAUCUUUUCAAAAAGCACCAGUAUCUCAAAAUAAUUUGAAAGAAACUAAACCAGAAGCGGCCCCUAGAACAUUACUAGUGAAGACUACAUAUCCAAGCACCUUACCUAGACCUAAUGAUGCACAUAAGAAAGUAACGAGCACAAAAGACAGUAUAAGUCAAACCACGCAGAAAUCUGAUAGAGGUACUAUGACUGAAGGUACCAAUCAUUCUUCAAAUAAAGCUGUUGACCAUAAGUAUACAUCUAGCAUCUACCACAAGCCUGUAAGAGUACAGAAAAUAAUUUUGGGUGAAAGUUAUACUUCAAGCAUUUUCUAUAAGGUAAAUCCAACUGUGAUACCCGAUAACAAAUUCGAAGAUACCGACGAAGUUCAAAUUAGAAGAUCAGAAUUAACUGCGAAACCCGAAAUCCCAGCGCGCCCGUCAUCACUUCGAACAACCGCCCAAUGUUCUGUUUAUAAUGUUGCCAAUAAACAACAACCCGCUUACAUUAAUAUACAAGGCAAGAUGGAUAUUUUUCAGCCAGGUCAUGACAACAAAAUAGCCGACAAAGAAAGGUUUCUGGGCCACAAACCAGAAAACAGGGAUUCUAACCACAACAGUGAUAAUGAUUCGAGAAUGAACUCAGAUAAUUCUAGGAAUAGCUUGGAAAUUCAUAAAAAUGAAAUGGUGAAAUCAGUCAACAGCAUAGAAAAGACCAGUGAUAAUUGUGAUAUGAAUAACGCCAAUCAAAAUAUACAGAAGUCUAGUCACACUAGAGCCAGAUCCGAUGGUGGAGUAAUCGAUUUGAAUAGAAGCGUCUGCUUAGGCACACAGGGUAGGAAUUUAAGUAAACCGACGCAGCCUCCUCCUCCCCCACCAGAUUUAGUGGGAUAGAGAAAUUUAAAAGAGGUGAAGCAUAUUGUUUAUCACCCGGAUACGUCCGAUGAUAAUAUGUGAAAUCUUCAUGCAAUCAAUAUUUAUGGAUUUAAAUAUUAAACUUUUAUAAUAUAUUGGAUAAAUCACGAUUUGAAAGCAAGUGAAGAUGAUAAACAGUGAGUUGUUUAAACACAAGUCGUUUUUAUAUUAUAAACGACAAUCUUUAUUUAUGUAUUAUAUAAAUCAAAAGAUAAUUCUAUAAUAUUCUAAGAGAGACAGAAGAAAAAUUUCUCAGAGAGCAAAAACUAAUUUUGUUUUGUAAGGUUACCAAACCACCACAUAGCUUCUGUGAACAUAAAUUCAGUAUUCAACAGAUUUCUAAGAAAUUAUCCAAUUUAUUCCCAAAAAAGUUGUGUAAUUCUACUCAAUACCUUGUUUAUUACUACUACACCGAGAUUUACAAUUAUGCUCUUUAAUGCGCGUUUCGAUAAGUUAUCAUCUUGUAAGAUCAAAGAUAACUGGUGUAGAAGUACUGAACACUGUGUUAACUCUAUGGUGCACAAUUCUUUCUAGUGAACUGAAAAAUAUAUUUUCUGGUGCUUUAUCGAGCGUACUAACUACCAAAAACAUUAAAAAAAUUCUAGGCUUAUUAGAAAAACGUAUUUUAUAAAAAAAUAAGUUGUACCAAAUAUGAUACAUAGCGGAUACAAACAAAAAAAGUAAUAGCACACAUAUAAAACUAAGUAUUGUGAAAUUUCUGGAAGCAAUUAUUGUUUUUAUUGAGACCAAAAUGGGAUCCACAUUUGGAACAUUGUUAUACAGAAAAGAUGAACAUUUGGGAUGCUUGCAUUUCUGCCUUUCCUUUCUCUACAAUGGCCAAUGUGAUUGGCCAUCCACCAUUACGUCUUAUGGAGGAAUGUGGAAUGUUGUUAAUGACCUUUUCUUUUUUUUCUUGUAUUUCUUUUUUAAGAUCUGAUGGCCUACCUCUUUUCACUAUACAGUUAAAAUUGACAUUACACAAACAAUAUGCAGUCUCAGCUCUAAAAUCUGCAAGUUUCAUAUAGUUUUGAACUCCUUUUUGUGCAAAGUAUCUUCGGUAAAGCAGCCAGGAAUUUACAACUGUCAUGUCAAGAAGAUGUUAGAACAACCUCAUAUACCACAUUUUAUUUUGAUUUUGUAACGACCAAUGUGGCUAUAUAUAAUAUUAACACCCCCAUAAGGAGGUUAUAGCCUUGAACUACACUUCACAAUCAAUCUUCAAAUGUUGCUUUGCUCUUCUGUCAUACCGACCAAUUUUUCCUUUUGGUAACUCUCCAGAAUAAGUUGCUAGCAAAUAAACACUUUUGUUAUCUUACCAGGAAAUGGAUAUUUCCACACCUUCAAGAUCACAAAGAUAUUCAACAGAUGUCCCACGAUCCAUUUUUUGCAGCCUCAUCCGAAGAUAAUUUGCAGUAAUACGAUUACGUCUAACAGUACCCAGCAAGUAUAUUCCUCGCAUAGCGAGAUAGUGUAGUAAAGGCAAAGACAUGAAGUUGUCAAAGUAGAUAACAAAAUUCUGAGCUUGUGGGACAAUUCUGGUCAACCUAACGACCACGUUGAAACUUGCACCUAGAUCAGGUUCUUCUAAACUACGAUGUUUUUUGUCAUUUUCUAUACCAAUACAAAUUUCAAAUUUUUAUGAAUAUCCAGUAGUUCCACAUUAAAUAAAAAGUUUGUAGUUCCAUUUGUGGCGUGAAAUCGAUAUAAACCAAUUCUUGGGCAUAUAUAUAUAUAUAUAUAUAUAUAUAUAUAUAUAUAUAUAUAUAUAUAUAUAUAUAUAUAUAUAUAUAUAUAUAUAUAUAUAUAUAUAUAUAUAUAUAUAUAUAUAUAUAUAUAUAUAUAUAUAUAUAUAUAUAUAUAUAUAUAUAUAUGCCCAAGAAUUGGUUUAUAUCGAUUUCAUUCAGGCCAGAAGGUUUGCUUGGAUUUUUUUCAGUAGCAUAACUAUUGGAUUCAUACGUAAUUUUCUGAAUUAGUUCAUAAAAAAGAUGCUUGAAAAAAGCAUAAUGUGUAGACAAAUCCAGUAUGUACUUGAAAGCGUGGUGUCUCCCUUAAAGGCAUUUUUAGUUUCAUCCAUAUUCUUGCACUGUACAAUAACUGACACUAUACUAGAAAUAUUAUUCUCUAGAACAGGAUCCUUUUGUUGGUCAGUAGGCUUGUUAUUAAAAAUAAUCUCAUCCUCAAAUUCUAAAGGCAGGUUUUCUAUAUAAAUAUCAUCAAUGUCCAAGUCAUUGACAUUUUACUCUCGUAUUUCACUUUUCAGACAUGCUUCAUACUCCCUGACAUCCAAGUCAUCGUCACUGUUCCAAAAAUUCGCAGCAAUUUCGUGUAAUUCACGUUCAGAUAAUGGUUUCUUAUGGUCCAUCUUAACCCUGCAACAACCGCUAUGUUGCAGAUCUUAUACAACCAAAAAAAUGACGCAAUUUAUAAAAAAUUAUCAAUCCAGGAAAUCAAUCGAAUAUAACACGUUUAUUUUACUCACCAUCCAGUUAUCAUUUAACCACCAUUAACAAAAAAAUAAAACAAUAACUAACAAAAAACAAGAAAAAUUGAAGGAGGUCACAUUCACUUAUCCACAAGCAUGUGUGGGCAGCAACAAAGUAAUUAAUUUUACGCGCCAACAAUAUCCGCGCGCGAAUAUCUUUAUGGUGUCGUAUUAAAAAUUAUAUCAAACCUGCUACAGAGCGCAUCAACGAGUUUAUAUGGGUCAGACUCAAAUUAGGUUAUAUAAAAGAAUGGUGCAUCAGAUUUGCUACAAUGCGCACUAAAGGGUUAAAUAUGAAUAUCGCAAACUUUUUCAAAAUUCAACUUAACUACUUCUUUUUAGAAAUACUUGGUUCUCAUCUUUAAUAUAAAUCAUCUAAGUUGAUUAAUAAAAGCAAUCAUCCGAAGACAAUAAUUUUAUCAUCUUGACAAAUAUUGAUCAAUGCUUUGUUACAAUGUUAGAAAGUAUAAUAUUUUUUUGCUAAAAAUGAUUAAUCUAGACAAUAAAUUUGUAUGCAACUUUGGGUUGAAUUAUGAAUGAGUAGAUUUUUUAUUAAACUUUUUUAAAGUAUAAUUCAUCUUAUCUGUAUCUUUUUAGUUGGAUUAUCACUUAUUCGUUAUAUUUCUAUUUAAACCAUAUAGUUUUCUACUCUAAUAGUUUCAUAUUCUCAUCUUACAGACAAUUCUGACUAUAUUUUUUCCUAAAUUAUUUUGUUUAAUAAUAAUUUGUUGUAGAAUAAAAUUCAUUGAUCUACUAUAAGAAAGGACAUCAUUUUUGGAAGUAUUUACAGUAAAACCUAAAUUUGUUUCCAAAUUGUAAGCUUUAGACUCAUUUAGUUAUAUUUAAAUCCAUAAAAAAGGAUAUAAAAUUUGUUUAACUGUUUUUAUCUUAUCAAAAUAUUUUCAAGUUAACUGUUAAUGGAAUGUAGCUAAAUAAAUUAAAUGAUAGAUCUUUAAGAAAAAUAUUUCGAGAAAUGAUAGAAUCAUUAAGAUACUGAGGAAUUUGUAAUUGUGAAUGACCACAUUUUGAUUCUAAAUUUGUUUUAAUAUACAUAAUCUCAUUACUAUUUUACUGAAUAUUCCCAGCUUUAUUUCCUUUUUAAGAGUUCAUACAAUUGGUAUAACCAAUAAAUGCGUUUCAUAUCAUUGAGUGGAUUCAAUGUACAAUUGGUUAUCUAUUUAAUCAUAUUCCAUAAAGUCCGUUUUUCAGCCUAGCCUCCCUCUUUUUUGGUGAUAAUUAAGGCUUCUGAAAUUUCAUAUCAAAUGUCACUUCUUGUCGGAUAGAUAAUACAUAACCUAAGCAACAAAAUAUGUUUGACAAAUAAUGGUCCACUGACCACCUCCAAUAUAUGUUUCCCAGGCCGUAUCGGCCGAGUGUACUAAGGCCAACUGUAUUUCCCGAAACGGUUGCUCAGCAGUCAGUCGAACCACGUCUACAUUAGCCUUUAAUUGGCUCUUGAGAAUUACUGUAUGCUAGGCCUGCGCUGAAAAUUCCUUUUUUUCAACAUUUAAAUAUUUUGUCGGGACCCCGGGCCCCCUAUUAUUUCGAAUUGGUGAAUUAACCCACAUUUCUCCUACUUUAAAAUGACCCUCUACUCUAGACGGUCAUAAAUGCUAAGCGGUGCACAGAACGCGAACAUGACGCGCUCUAAACACUCAUAAAUGAUCGCUCUUGUACGCGCUCGAUAACCUCACUUUUCUAGUGUAGUUUGUAGUUGCACAUACCCUGAAAUAUGACUCUUAUGAGUAAAGAGCGGAUAGAAUUUGUACGUACUCAUGAGUAUUUAUAUAACAAACAGUCGGCUGGAUACAGGAAAACUAAAAUUUGGUAGAAUAUAGGGAAUCAUUUCCCCCUUGAAAAUUCCAUGCCAAACUAAUGAUGUAACUUUUUGAUCUAAUCGACAAUCAGGCUUUCUUAUUAAAUAUUUUGUUAAGCAUCUGCUCAAUAAGUUUAAAAGAUGAUCAUAUAAACAUUGAUUCAUUCUUCUAUGUUUAAAAAAUUCAUUUCAUUUAAAAGUAUUUUGAAGUAAAGUAACUAUAUAUCUAUUCAAAUUGAGGGGUCUCACCCACCAACACCGUGUCAAAUGAAGUUUUGUAUAUAUUUCUCUACACAUUGCAUAAAGUAAAGUUAAUAUAUAUUAUAAAUAAUUCCCAACCGUUGAUCACUGUUGAAAUUUCUUUAUGUACAUGCACUUUUAAAGUUGUUCACGAGCAAACCAGCGACUUUUUCGGGUUCAUUCCGUGCAGCUUUAAAAAUAAUAAUAAGUACAUAUUCUAAUAUGUAAUAGUAACCGAAAAAUAUGCGCCUUUCAAAAUAAACGACUCAUUUGCAGUUGUUCUGUUUUGUAUAUUCACACUAAUUGAUCUGCAAUCGCAGAUAAUUCCUAUAUGAACUUAUAUUAUUCCAAUAUAAUUUAUUGUGUCCUGAUUAAAUACAUGAAUUAACCAAAAUUCCGUCGUGUAAGGUCUUCUAGAACGGUCGAAAUCGCAGAGUAUUACUUGGUUUGUUCGUGACGAGCAUGUCGCUUUAAAUGUGCGUUGAUCAUCAUUAUUUCUCAUUUCAUACAAAGAUCUGGGGUUGCAUCCUUACUCGAAACUCGUAGAUUUAUUGUAAUAGGUUCAGUUUGUUGCGUUAGUUAUUAUUGUACAAUUGGUUAGUAGACAAUAAUAUACACAUUUACAAAUUUCUCAAAUAUCUAUUGUUGAUAAUUAAAAAUGUUUAAUACAGAAAAAAUGCAUUUAUAUUUCACUAGUUAUGUUUCACUGCAUUUCUGUACUGGUAUAAUAUAAUGAACAGGCUUCUUUUUGCUUGAAAAAUUAAUUUAUUUCUUGAUCUUUGAGGCUGCUUUAAAAGUAUAUAUCGAUUUUUCUUUUUGGGAUAGCUAAUAUAGGAAUUGUCGUGAUAGGAUUAUAGAUGGAAUUUACGAAAUAGAUUAAAGGGUUAAUUUCUUAAUUUUAAAAAAUAUUUACAUUUGUAAAGUCAAAUUCUAUUAGCUGAAAUAUAUUUUCAUUUUCAGUUGCCUAUAUGAUCAAGAAAUUAUAAAAUAUGGACGAAUCGAUUAAACGAAGCUUAUUUAGACUUUAUUAUUUUUUGUUAUAUUAUGCCCUAAUGAUUUUCAGAGAAAAAUUUAUUUGUGUAUCCUAUUAUUCAAAAAUAUUUUUUCAGUAACUUUAUCUAUAUACGCUUUUAAUUCUAUUUAUUACUUGUACUCUUAAUCCCAAUACCAAAUAAUGUUUUAGACAAAUUAUUUUUUAUGUAAGGCUUCGAAAGCUCAACUUAUGUUUUUAUUUUAUACAUUCUCAACUAUAUUCUGAUGUACGCGUUAACUAUUUGAAUAUUAUGUUUAGUUAAAGGAUUUAUGCCCCUUCUCAAUUAUUGCCUUGCAAUUAUCUAUAAUAUAACUUUUCUAUAAAUUGUUUGAAAAUAAAGUUAUGUAAAUAGUU